UCUUCACUCUAUGUAACGCCGCACACGAGGAUAACACGACGAUAAAAAAUAGUUUAUUUUCUAAAAUAUGGCUGGACAAUUCUUCAAUAGGAUUGGUCAACUAGGUUUGGGAGUAGCUCUUGUUGGCGGUGUUGUCAAUUCAGCACUUUACAAUGUUGAUGGUGGUCACAGAGCUGUCAUCUUUGACAGAUUUUCUGGUGUUAAAAAUAAUGUAAUGGGAGAAGGUACUCACUUUUUCAUUCCUUGGAUUCAGAAGCCAAUUAUCUUUGACAUCAGAUCAAGACCUAGAAAUGUGCCAGUAAUAACUGGAAGUAAAGACUUGCAAAAUGUAAAUAUUACUCUGCGUAUUCUAUUUAGACCAGUGCCUGAAUCUUUGCCAAAGAUCUAUACAAUUCUUGGUGUUGAUUAUGACGAAAGAGUCUUACCUUCCAUCACAACUGAAGUAUUGAAAGCAGUUGUUGCUCAGUUUGAUGCUGGAGAAUUGAUCACUCAACGUGAACUUGUAUCUCAAAAAGUCAGUGAAGAUUUGACAGAGAGAGCUUCUCAAUUUGGUUUCAUCUUAGAUGACAUCUCUAUUACUCAUUUAACUUUUGGUAAAGAAUUCACUCAAGCUGUUGAGUUAAAACAAGUAGCUCAACAAGAAGCAGAAAAAGCUCGUUUCCUUGUAGAAAAAGCUGAGCAACAAAAGAAAGCAGCUGUCAUCACUGCAGAGGGUGAUGCCCAAGCUGCUAGUUUAAUUGCCAAAUCUCUUUCAGAUGCUGGUGAUGGUUUGGUAGAGCUUAGGAGAAUUGAAGCUGCUGAAGAUAUUGCAUAUCAACUUGCAAGAUCUAGACAGGUUGUUUAUUUGCCACCUGGUCAAAGCACUUUGUUGAGUUUACCACAGUAAAGGAUUGUAGAAGUUGUAAAUGACUAAUAGGAAAAUGUUUACUAACAAUCAUUUUAAUAGCACUAAAUAAAUAAUAAACAUCUCCCUACUUAUUAAAAUGACACUGAAGAUAAGUAAACAUCUCCCUAUUAGUCAUUUACUAUCUGUUUUCCCUACUUUCUAUGAGCUAUAAUAGUACUAUUAAGUAGUACAUGAAAACCUUUCUUAUUUACAGAUAAUCAGAAUCCCUCUAUCAGUAAGCCUGAUUAUCAGUAAAUAAGAUAUAUUUUCAUAUCCGACUUAGUUAUACUAACAUUGCUCAUCUUAUUUUCAAUGUUUAUCUUAGUAGUACUAAGGUGAACAUUGAUUUGAAUACAGGGACAUGAUUUUAGUAUUAGUUACGCUAUCUUAAAAUUAUUUUAAGACACCGAAACUAAUCCUAACGAACAAAAAAAAGAAUCCCUCUUAGUAAUAUAUACAGAUUAUUACACAGAUGGACUAUCUUGUAUGCGAUCAUCAAUAGUGCUUUUUGUAAAAGAUAUCGUACUUAUGUAAAAAGAACAGUUUUAUAGAUUCAUUUAAAUUUUGUUUUUCACUGCAAUACGAUGUUCUUUUCAUUUUUAAAAUACCCUACACUAUUUUCUUUCAUUAUUGAAAUUUUUUAAAUAGCUCAAAGUUCUUAUUUUAAAGUAAUUUGUCAUAAUUGUCCAAGUUUGGAUUAAUAAUGACUAAUUAAGUAUGAUGAUCAAUCUUUAUCAUAGAUAUUUUCGUAAUCUUUUUUAAUUUCUAUUAAUGUAAUUAAAUUUUAGUUUUGCAUUUAAUUAAAUAAUAUUUUAAAAGCACUACUUGAUUAACAAUACUAUUAAAUAAUGAUUUUCGUAAAAACUAUCGAAAUAAUGCUACACGAAAUGUAUGUAAUACAGCAUUGAGCCAGAAAUUUUAUUCAUGAAAAAAAUCGACACGUCAAUCAAGAAUUUUUCACGAAUUCCAUCCUAAUGACCGAUCAAACACGUCGUGGCUUGCAGACUUGACUGCUUAUGUAGUAGAAGAUGAUCCAUCACACCUUCGCGUCGCCGCGGGAGAUCGCGCGCGCGUAGUUCACACCUUACGCCUCCCAGCUUUCGUCACUUGUCUUAUGAUGAUGCCCGCCUAUG
Phymastichus coffea is the source of this 2019-nucleotide messenger RNA. It is a transcript of the gene Phb1, whose product is annotated as protein l(2)37Cc. NCBI's taxonomy places the organism in Eukaryota, Metazoa, Arthropoda, Insecta, Hymenoptera, Eulophidae. The record is from RefSeq and is a predicted model, not a curated record. Gene Ontology annotation, cellular component: membrane; mitochondrion. Gene Ontology annotation, biological process: mitochondrion organization.